AUGGUUGGCAUGGACCAAAUGACCGAAGACAUUCUCUGCUUUAUGCGUCUUUCCCCUCGGCCAUUAGAGUCAAGGUCAAUUAUGGCUUCCAGGCCGGCCUGGUGUUGCUACAGAGGACCAGAAGGGUUUUUUGUUUGGAAUGGGCCACCAUUUGGGAAUGCUGAACCAAGUGUUAAGCUUGAUAGAGUUCCUUGUAGUAGUGCAAAGUUUUGUGAAGAUGGGUCUAGACUUCUGGUGAUGAAAAGUGAUUUUGCCAUUAGCAUAUAUGAUUGCAGUAGCUUUAAGGAGAUUAAGUCUUUUCAAGUUCCCAAUGUUCUUGCUGCUGUGUUGUCGCCUUGUGGGACUUAUCUUCAGACUUUUCAGAAAUCGUCGACACCACAGGAUAAGAAUGUGGUUUUGUGGAAGAUAGAGAGUGGUGAUUCUGUUUAUCAGCAAUUCCAAAAGAACAUGACAAAGACCACAUGGCCCUCGAUCCGAUUCAAUUCUGAUGAAGCUAUUGCAUGUCGGAUGGCAACAAAUGAAAUACAGUUUUUCGAUCCUAGAGAUUUCUCUAAAGGAAUUGUUCACCGUAUAAGGGUUCCGGGGGUGGCUGCUGUUGAGCUUUCAAUGGUGCCAGGGUCCCACGUGGCAGCAUUUAUCCCAGAGUCUAAGGGGAUUCCAGCCAGUGUUCAGAUAUUUGCUUGUGGGAAAGAAAUGCAAAGUCAGCCUGUUGCUCGACGUAGCUUUUUCCGAUGUAAUACAGUGCAACUGAAAUGGAAUCGUGGUUCUACUGGGCUUCUGGUUGUGGCACAAUCAGAUGUUGACAAGACCAAUCAAAGUUAUUAUGGAGAGUCCAAGCUGAACUACCUUACAACUGAUGGGACCCAUGAAGGGCUUGUACCUCUACGUAAAGAGGGGCCAAUUCAUGAUGUUCAGUGGUCAUCUUGUGGUUCAGAGUUUGCUGUUGUUUAUGGAUGUAUCCUUGUUUCCAUGCACAGAGAACAUGAAUACAUGGACCCUGCUAGUAAAUCUGGUUUGCUUGUAACUAAAAGACACGAGCUGAUAUUAGUUAUGCCUGCAUGUGCAACAUUGUUUGAUAAGAAGUGCAAUCCUCUACUUGAGCUUGGAACAGGCCCUUACAAUACUGUCCGAUGGAACCCAAAAGGGAAAUGUAUCCUUGGCAAAAUUCUAUGCUUAGCUGGUUUUGGUAACUUACCUGGUGAUAUGGUUUUCUGGGACUAUGUAGACAAAAAAAAACUUGGAACAACGAAGGCUGAAUGGUCUGUAACAAGUGAAUGGUCCCCAGAUGGAUGCUAUUUCAUGACUGCCACAACAGCUCCAAGACUACAAGUUGACAAUGGGAUCAAAAUUUUCCACCACAAUGGAUCAUUGUACUUCAAAAAGAUGUUUGACAAAUUGUAUGAGGCUGAGUGGAAACCAGAAUCACCAGAUAGAUUUGGUGAAAUUGCAGAACUAAUCAAAUCUGUUGAUUCAUUAAAAGUUGGAGAAACCAAACCUCAAGGACAAGGUGCAGCCUCCAAGAAAACUGCCCUCACCAACCCUCCUGCUCAGAAACCUGCUGCUUAUCGCCCUCCACAUGCUAAAGCUGCUGCUGCUGUUCAGGCAGAGUUGUUUGGAGGAAGCUCCACUGAACAAAUGAGCAAGAAUGCACUGAAGAACAAGAAAAAAAGAGAGAAACAAAAGGAGAAGAAGGCUGGUGGGGGUUCAUGA
Dovyalis caffra is the source of this 1710-nucleotide messenger RNA. The record is from the annotation of a GenBank genome assembly. Lineage: Eukaryota; Viridiplantae; Streptophyta; Magnoliopsida; Malpighiales; Salicaceae.